UCGAGAGAUUUACUAGAAAAUCCAGUUGCGUGUAUUCUUACGCUGGCGAACAUUUAAAUUAACGGAACGGUGAUCAGGAACAGUGAUCGCGGUCAUUUAACAUUUGGUCGGAGAUCGUUGCGUGUCGUAACUAUUUGGAUGCGUUUACAAACGUUUGGCAAUAUCGGAAUAUAGGAUCGAUCGGAACGCUUUUGUACUUGAGGGACUAUUUUUAGAUAGAGGGGCGGUCAUUGGCGGCCAUGAUGGGUGUCAGCGGCAAGUAGUGACGGCAUUCACUUUGCGUCAGUUGGUUUUGUGCGCUGAUGGUUGGACCGAGGUUUCUUGAUUGAGAAGAGCGCACCAUAAGCCAAAACAGUUGUAUAUAGGAACGUUCGACAGCCGCGAUAGAUUUUUCAUUGGGCAACCGCGGCUGAAAAACCUCGUGAAUUUUGGGAAAACAUCAGGAAAAUGACGCAGUUACUACCCAUAAGGUUUCAAGAACAUCUCCAGCUCACAGCUGUUGGGAUUAAUGCUAACAAUGUCAGCUUUAAUACACUCACAAUGGAAUCUGAUAAAUUCAUUUGCGUUCGAGAGAAAGUUGGUGACACCGCACAGGUAGUUAUUAUUGAUAUGAAUGAUUCUGCGAAUCCUAUCAGAAGACCCAUUUCUGCAGAUUCUGCAAUCAUGAAUCCUGCAAGUAAAGUAAUAGCUUUAAAAGCAAUGAAAACUCUUCAGAUAUUUAACAUAGAAAUGAAGUCAAAAAUGAAAGCUCAUACAAUGACAGAGGAUGUAGUCUUUUGGAAAUGGAUAUCAUUAAACACUUUAGCAUUGGUAACAGAGACUGCUGUUUAUCAUUGGUCUAUGGAAGGGGAAUCUACACCAAAUAAAAUGUUUGACAGACAUUCAUCGCUAAAUGGCUGUCAAAUAAUUAAUUAUAGAACUGAUCCAAAACAAACAUGGCUACUACUGAUUGGUAUUUCUGCUCAGCACAAUAGAGUGGUUGGUGCUAUGCAACUUUAUUCUGUGGAAAGGAAAUGUUCUCAACCAAUUGAAGGACAUGCUGCUUCUUUUGCCCAAUUUAAAAUGGAAGGGAACGCAGAACCAAGUAAUUUAUUUUGCUUUGCUGUUAGAACGGUACAAGGUGCAAAGCUCCAUAUUAUUGAAGUGGGUCAACCUCCUGCUGGUAAUCAUCCAUUUCCAAAGAAAGCAGUGGAUGUUUUUUUCCCACCAGAAGCUGGAAAUGACUUUCCUGUUGCUAUGCAAGUCAGCUCAAAGUAUGACGUUAUAUAUUUAAUAACAAAAUAUGGUUAUAUACAUAUGUAUGAUAUCGAAUCUGCUACAUGUAUAUUUAUGAACCGUAUAUCUGGAGAAACUAUUUUUGUCACUGCACCGCAUGAAGCAUCUGGUGGUAUAAUAGGAGUAAAUCGAAAAGGUCAAGUAUUAUCUGUGUCCGUUGAUGAAGAAAACAUAAUUCCAUAUAUAAAUGGAGUACUACAAAAUUCUGAGCUUGCAUUGCGAAUGGCUGUAAGAAAUAACUUGUCAGGAGCUGAAGACUUGUUCGUUAGGAAAUUUAAUUUGCUUUUCCAAAAUGGUCAGUACGCAGAAGCGGCCAAAGUUGCAGCAAAUGCACCGAAAGGAAUACUUCGAACUCCAGCGACUAUUCAACGGUUCCAGCAAGUACCAACCACACAAGGACAAACAUCACCCUUGUUGCAAUAUUUUGGAAUACUUCUAGAUCAAGGACAAUUAAAUAAAUAUGAAUCUUUGGAAUUAUGUCGUCCAGUACUUGUACAAGGUCGCAAGCAACUUCUUGAAAAAUGGUUGAAAGAAGAUAAGUUGGAAUGUAGCGAAGAAUUGGGUGACCUGGUGAAACAAGCUGAUCCAACUUUAGCUCUCAGUGUUUAUUUAAGAGCUAAUGUCCCUAAUAAAGUUAUACAAUGUUUUGCAGAAACUGGCCAGUUCCAGAAAAUUGUAUUGUAUGCUAAGAAAGUUUCUUAUACCCCUGAUUAUAUAUUUUUGUUAAGAAAUGUCAUGAGAAUCAAUCCAGAUCAGGGUGUAGCAUUUGCCCAGAUGUUAGUGCAAGAUGAUGAACCUUUGGCUGAUAUCAAUCAAAUUGUGGAUAUAUUUAUGGAACAAAAUAUGGUUCAACAAUGUACAGCAUUUUUGUUAGAUGCUUUGAAGAAUAACCGGCCAAGUGAAGGAGCUUUACAGACACGACUUUUAGAAAUGAACUUGAUGUCCGCUCCACAAGUUGCUGAUGCCAUCUUAGGGAACCAAAUGUUCACUCACUACGACAGAGCUCACAUCGCACAAUUGUGUGAAAAAGCUGGCUUAUUGCAACGUGCUUUAGAGCAUUAUACUGAUUUAUAUGACAUUAAGAGAGCUGUGGUACAUACACAUUUACUUUCUCCGGAUUGGCUUGUUGGAUUUUUUGGGACACUAUCUGUUGAAGAUUCUUUGGAAUGUCUGAAAGCAAUGUUGACUGCUAACAUAAGACAAAACUUACAAAUCUGCAUUCAAAUUGCAACAAAAUAUCACGAGCAAUUGACUACUAAAGCAUUGAUAGAUCUAUUUGAAAGUUUUAAAUCGUACGAGGGAUUGUUUUAUUUCUUGGGAUCUAUUGUUAACUUCAGUCAAGAUCAAGAAGUACAUUUCAAAUAUAUUCAAGCGGCUUGUAAAACUGGACAAAUUAAAGAAGUGGAACGAAUUUGUAGAGAAAGUAAUUGUUACAAUCCAGAACGUGUAAAAAAUUUCCUCAAAGAAGCAAAGUUAUCUGAUCAGCUACCUUUAAUCAUUGUUUGCGAUCGAUUCGAUUUUGUACAUGAUCUUGUGUUGUAUCUUUAUCGAAAUAAUUUACAAAAGUAUAUAGAAAUUUACGUUCAAAAAGUAAAUCCGUCACGUCUACCAGUUGUUGUGGGUGGUUUGCUUGACGUAGAUUGUUCAGAAGAUAUAAUAAAAAAUUUAAUCCUUGUGGUACGUGGUCAGUUCUCUACUGACGAACUUGUAGAAGAAGUUGAGAAGAGAAACCGUUUGAAACUCUUACUUCCAUGGUUGGAGUCUCGUGUUCAUGAAGGUUGUGUUGAACCUGCUACGCAUAAUGCACUAGCAAAGAUAUACAUUGAUAGUAAUAACAACCCAGAAAGAUUCCUUAAAGAGAAUCAGUUUUAUGACAGUAGAGUAGUAGGAAAAUAUUGUGAAAAACGUGAUCCACAUUUAGCUUGUAUUGCAUAUGAGCGUGGUCAAUGCGAUCGGGAAUUGAUAAGUGUAUGUAACGAGAAUAGCCUUUUCAAAAGUGAAGCUAGAUAUUUGGUAAGACGUAGAGAUCCAGAUUUGUGGGCUGAAGUUCUUCUUGAAAGCAAUCCCUACAAAAGGCCGUUGAUUGAUCAGGUCGUACAAACAGCUUUAUCAGAAACACAAGAUCCUGAAGAUAUAUCAGUUACCGUUAAAGCGUUUAUGACUGCUGAUUUACCAAAUGAACUAAUCGAGCUUCUUGAGAAGAUUGUACUCGACAGUAGCGUAUUUAGCGAUCAUCGCAAUUUACAAAAUCUUUUGAUUCUAACGGCAAUAAAAGCUGAUCGUACGCGUGUUAUGGAAUAUAUCAAUCGAUUGGAUAAUUAUGAUGCUCCUGAUAUUGCUAACAUUGCUAUUAAUAAUGAGUUAUACGAAGAAGCUUUUGCCAUUUUUAAGAAAUUCGACGUGAAUACUUCAGCUAUCCAAGUUUUAAUUGAGCAAGUUAAUAACUUAGACAGAGCUUAUGAAUUUGCUGAAAGAUGUAACGAACCACCGGUAUGGUCUCAAUUAGCCAGAGCACAAUUACAACAAGGUUUAGUUAAAGAAGCUAUAGACAGUUUCAUUAAGGCUGAUGAUCCGUCAGCAUAUGUAGACGUGGUAGAAACUACUCAUCGAACUUCUCACUGGGAGGAUUUGGUUCGUUACUUGCAAAUGGCUCGCAAAAAGGCGCGUGAAUCUUUCAUUGAAAGCGAAUUAAUUUACGCAUACGCAAGAACCAAUAGACUUGCAGAUCUUGAAGAGUUCAUUUCUGGUCCUAAUCAUGCCGAUAUUCAGAAGAUCGGCGAUAGGUGUUUCGACGACAAAAUGUACGAUGCUGCUAAACUUUUAUACAACAAUGUAUCGAAUUUUGCACGAUUAGCUAUUACGCUUGUUCAUCUGAAAGAAUUCCAAGGUGCCGUCGACAGUGCUCGCAAAGCGAAUUCAACUCGCACUUGGAAAGAAGUUUGCUUUGCCUGUGUGGAUAGUGGGGAAUUUAGAUUAGCGCAAAUGUGUGGAUUGCACAUAGUCGUACACGCUGACGAGUUAGAAGAUUUAAUCAAUUAUUAUCAAGAUCGGGGGCACUUCGAGGAACUUAUUAAUUUGUUGGAAGCUGCUUUGGGACUUGAAAGAGCGCACAUGGGAAUGUUCACUGAAUUAGCUAUACUUUAUAGCAAAUAUAAACCUCAACGAAUGAGAGAACAUCUCGAACUUUUUUGGUCUCGAGUUAAUAUACCAAAGGUACUUCGUGCAGCAGAGCAAGCACAUUUAUGGGCAGAGCUUGUAUUUUUAUACGAUAAAUAUGAAGAGUAUGAUAAUGCAGUUCUUGCAAUGAUGCAACAUCCCACUGAAGCAUGGCGAGAAGGUCACUUCAAAGAUGUGAUUACUAAAGUGGCAAACGUUGAACUUUAUUACAAAGCUAUACAAUUUUAUGUCGAAUAUAAACCCCUACUUUUGAAUGACAUACUACUUGUACUUGCUCCACGCAUGGAUCAUACAAGAUCAGUUGCAUAUUUUAAAAGAACAGGGCAUUUGCAGCUUGUAAAGCCUUAUUUGAGGUCAGUUCAAGCGUUAAAUAAUAAAGCAAUUAAUGAGGCAUUAAACGGUCUACUUAUCGACGAGGAAGAUUAUCAGGGACUCAGAACAUCGAUUGACGCCUUCGAUAAUUUUGAUAAUAUCGCAUUAGCGCAACAAUUGGAGAAACACGAAUUAAUUGAAUUUAGAAGAAUUGCCGCGUAUUUGUAUAAAGGAAAUAAUAGAUGGAAACAAUCAGUUGAACUGUGUAAAAAAGAUCGAUUGUUUAGAGAUGCUAUGGAAUAUGCAGCAGAAUCUCGUAAUUCCGACGUUGCUCAAGAAUUAUUGGAAUGGUUCUUGGAGAGAGGGUCAAAGGAUUGUUUUGCCGCAUGUCUAUUUCACUGUUAUGAUUUACUUCAUCCAGAUGUUAUUCUAGAACUUGCGUGGAGACAUCGUAUUUUACAUUUCGCUAUGCCGUAUCUUAUACAAGUUGCACGAGAAUAUAUUAGCAAGGUUGAUAAGUUGGAAGAAGCUGAAAGCCGACGUAUGGAAGAAACUGAUCAUCAAGAACAUAAACCUAUGAUUAUGCCGGAACCUCAGUUAAUGUUAACAGCAGGACCCGGUAUGAUGGCACCUGGUUAUGCACCACAAGGUGUAUAUGGUGCACCGCCACAAGGCGUUUAUGCACCAACUGCAGCGGCGUACCAGGCUUAUGGUAUGUGAAACACAAUGUGCAACACGUUCAAUGACAGAGAUCAACAAAAUCUACUUUUCUAUAAUAUCUAGGUAGAACAGAUUAUUUCAAUAGCUCACAAUUAUAUAAAAUGCUAAAACAAUAUCAUUAAAGAGAAACGCGUUGCUGCAAAAUAACUGUAUCAUAAAUAAAGAUAAUGAAUUCAAAGUAAACUACGAAAUAUUUAAGCGUGAAUUUCUAGUUUAUGAGUAACAUUUAUAAAAUAAUUAAUUUACUGUUAAAGUAAUUAAAAAGUUCAUUGUUUACGGAAAAUGAAAAUAACCGUAAUAAAAACAAAAAAAAAAAAAAUACUUAAAUAUUUUGUGAAUACAAGAUGUCAUGUAAUAAACCUUUAAACGAGUAUGCAAUAGUAAUAAUUUUAGUAAUUCAUGUUAUAUUAAAACAUUCUACCAAUUGAAUUGGAAGCUUCACGAAGUAAAUACGACAUAGUUUCAUUGAAAUAUCGAUGUAUUGCGUACGUGCCUUUGUUUAAGUAUUGGAAACAAAAGUUUUAGUUUAAGGUAACAUAAAAUUAACAAUAUUAAAAAUAAAUACUUGUAAGUUUCAAUUCAAUAAAUGUGUCACCAAAUUACGAAGUGCUUCCUUUUUAGUAAAAAAUAAAAGAAAAAAAAAAGAAAGAAAAAGAAGAAGAACAAAACUGGAUUAAAAAUAUUUAACAGAUUAUUGAGAGAAACAAUAAGUACUCAAAGCUGACAUAUUAUAUUCGUAUCCAUCCAAUGGAAAAUUAAGUGUGGGAAAAUUUUAUUCUAAUAUAUAUAAUUUAUAGUAAUAAAAAAAGGAUCUAUUUAUUUAAAUUUAUUAAAAACGUUGUUGUCGCAGUCAAAUACACGAGCCUCAAAAUAUCUAGCAAAAUAAAAGAAAGCAGCAUAUAUCAGUACAUCAGUAUAAUGCGAAAUGAAGCUAAGAAGUCUGUAAACUGUACGUAAUGUAUCUAGAAAUUUAAAUAUAGUAAGAUAUGAAAUACAUUUGUAUGUCUAUCAGUAUAUAAAUUUAAUAUCUAUGUGUGUUAUUGUUGUGGCAUGGAUAAAUAACUUUAGCAUUUGACCAGGCAGCCAAAUUGUGAGAUAUAGAAUAGUAAUGUUAUAUGCUCUCCUAAAGGAAAAGGAAAAAAAGAAAAAAUAACGAUAAUGAAGGUAGCUCUCUGAUAUACUCUUAUUAGCAGAGAACAUAUUUAAUCUAUUGAAAAUAUAACAAACUUUAUAACGAUCUCGUCAUAUUGAUGUAUGGAUAUAUGUACUGAAACUUGUUUAUGCUGGCUUACAAUAUUAUGAUCUUAUUUUUUUUUUGUACACAUUACAUUAAAGUAUUACAACACUUGUAAAGAAAGUGGAGGUGUUAUAAAGACAUAUGAGCUAGGUAAUAAUUUUAUUUCUAAUGUGUUUAAUUUUUCUAGAAAUAUAAUUUCAAGUUUUUUUAUUUUACUUAUUGUAUUUGUUUUAUACAGUGUAUGUAUAAUGUCCUAUUUGGAUGUAUUGUUCGUUAUAUCAUUGUAUUAAUGUAUAAUGAAAUUACGAUACGAGUAUUAAUGCAAGUUGGAUAACCAGAUUCCAUACAUAUUGAGAAUGACAGAAUCAUUGACGUUUCUGCUCGUUAAAUGAUUCACAUCGUUUGUAUAAAAUGCUCUAUUAAUAAAUCAGGAUCAGUGUACAAGAUAUAUCGGAAAAAAUAGUAUAUUUUUCUGGCAUAUCUUACAUUCAAUGUUCCUAAAAGAGCAACAUUAUUGCGUAAGACAUUUUGAGUGACAUUUUUUUCUGUCAUAUAUCGUAAAAGGAAUAGGCGAUAUGCACUUGCAAAUUGUUCUCAUUAUUUAUAUACAUAUAAAAUGAACGUUGGAAAUUGAGAAAAAAAAUCGUACUAUCGCAAUAAUAUGAUAAACUAUUGUGAGCAAACUUUCGUUUGCAACGAUUGCAGUCAUUUUAACUGCAUAUAUUAAAUGAAAAGUUAAAAUUAGAUGAUGCAAAGAAGAGUCUGUAACAUUCCCAAUAAUCACUUCACUUUCAUUAAAAUUAUAUAAUGAAUAAAAAUAUAGAUUAAAAAAAUGUAUCUAAUGCCUGCUGUUCUGCAGACAAGAUCGUAAUGUAAUUGUAUCAUUGUUUGAAUAUUGUGGAUUAUAAUAAAAUAUUAGUAAAUUUAGAAAUAAAUAUACCAAAAUUGGUUGUUAAUUACAUAAAUAUACAUAUACAUGAUCAAAAUCAUAUACCUGUAAUGUUGAAAGUCAGUAUAAAAUGUGAGACAUUUAUCGCUAUUGAAUUUAUUUCAAUAAACAACUGUAUGACUUGAA
This is a messenger RNA of Frieseomelitta varia, 7796 nucleotides long. It is a transcript of the gene Chc, whose product is annotated as clathrin heavy chain. Gene Ontology annotation, molecular function: structural molecule activity; clathrin light chain binding. Gene Ontology annotation, biological process: intracellular protein transport; receptor-mediated endocytosis. The transcript is spliced from 13 exons. Bases 448 to 5484 code for a protein of 1678 amino acids. NCBI's taxonomy places the organism in Eukaryota, Metazoa, Arthropoda, Insecta, Hymenoptera, Apidae. The record is from RefSeq and is a predicted model, not a curated record. Gene Ontology annotation, cellular component: clathrin-coated endocytic vesicle; clathrin coat of coated pit; cell cortex.